Colletotrichum graminicola M1.001 is the source of this 867-nucleotide messenger RNA. Its product is annotated as zinc-binding dehydrogenase. Gene Ontology annotation, molecular function: oxidoreductase activity. The record is from RefSeq and is a predicted model, not a curated record. NCBI's taxonomy places the organism in Eukaryota, Fungi, Ascomycota, Sordariomycetes, Glomerellales, Glomerellaceae. The transcript has 5 exons. Bases 1 to 867 code for a protein of 288 amino acids.
AUGCUCAUGUUCAUCGACGGAAGGGGCACGGGGGGCUCCAUGAUUGCUACGCUGCCAGAUCAACUUGAUGGAUCGGAAGUCCGGGCCCUCCGCGGCUGGGGCGCCUACGACCCGAUCGUCAGCCACGAGGGCGUCGGCGUCGUGGUCGGGCUGGGUGACGACACCCCCGGGUCCCUCCUGGACCAGCGGGUCGGGGUCAAGUGGCUGUACCGCGCCUGCGGCGCGUGCUCCCGUUACGUCGUCGCCGACGCGCGGUACCUGACGCGGAUACCGCGGGGGCUCGGCGACGAGGAGGCCGCGCCGCUGCUUUGCGCGGGCCUCACGAUGAUGGGCGCCGUCUCGAUGCUGGACGGCGACCUGUCCCGCGGCGACUGGGUCGUCAUCCAAGGCGCGGGCGGAGGGCUCGGCCACCUCGGGGUCCAGAUCGCGUCCAGGAUGAAGGGUCUCCGCGUCAUCGCGGUGGACGCUGGGCAUGAGAAGCGGAUGCUGGCCGAGUCCUCGGGGGCAGAGGUGUACAUCGACUACGCGACCGACGAUGUGGAGAAGGCGGCGACGGAGUUGACCGGCGAGGGCGCCCACGCCGUGAUCGUAGUGCCCGGGUCCGAAGAAGCCUACCGCACCGCGCCCAAGCUGGCCAGGCCCAUGGCGACGGUCGUCUGCGUCGGUUUGCCGCACAACGAUUUCCAGCUCCCAAUCUCGGUCACCCAAUCCGCCCUCAAAGGCGUCGUCUUGAUGGCUCGGAAGCUAAUGCUGGAUACGCAAGCGUUGACAAUCAAAGGUGCCAUGGUUGGCACGGAGGAGCAAAUGACCGAGCUGCUUCAAGAAGCGAAGAAAGGAACUUAUCAGAGCGGUUGUGGAGCCGUCUAA